Molecule: messenger RNA, 11623 nt
Organism: Tarenaya hassleriana
Lineage: Eukaryota; Viridiplantae; Streptophyta; Magnoliopsida; Brassicales; Cleomaceae
Product: golgin subfamily A member 4
Exons: 2
Coding region: 1-11178 (3725 amino acids)
Source: RefSeq, a predicted model, not a curated record
AUGGAGGUAGAAUUGGGACUGAAGAUCACAAGAACAAGAGACGAUGUCUCGUCCUCUGUGGAUUUUCACUUCUCCAAAGACCCCUUUGGUCCCCUCUGGCUUACCCGAGAAACCGAUUCAAUGUUUGUCCUCAUCAUUCAUCUCCGAGGGUCGAAAACUGAUGCAGGGUUUAAGAAGGAAGGUAUUGGAAUCGAUAUAAAUAAAGAAGGAAACCGAAUUACGAUUAAUGGAAGAAAACCAGUACAAGAGAUGGUUUUGAUUAGGUGGAUGGCUUGGAAGAAGGAGGUGGAAUUAAGGGCAUUCAGGAAAGUUUUCCGGAUUCCAAAUAUCGUCGAUUUAGAUAAGAUUAAAGCGAGAUUCAACGAGGAAGAUGGGGUUCUAACGAUUAAAAUGCCCAAAAACGUUAAGGGAACCUCGAGGUUUAAGAUCGAAGAGGAAGAAGCAGAAGAAAGAGUAGACUUAGAAGGUCCAAGCGAGAUUGAGAGGAAAGCAGAAGCAGAUGAACAAAAUAAAGAGGUUGAAGAGAAAGAAGAAGUAGAAGAGGAGAAGACAGAGAGAAAAGAACCUGAACAACACCAGGAGAAGUCAGAGGAGAAGAUUGAAGAAAUUACGUCAUGGAAAGAAAGAGAAAUUCAAGUGUUGGGGGAUUACAAAGAGAGUUUAGAGAAAGACGUCAAAAAAAAGGAUAAGAUUGGUGAGGCAAUAGGUGAAAGAUUGGUAAAACAAGAAGAGAUAACGAACGAAGAAGACGAAGAAGAAGAAAGGAAAGGAGGAGAAACUGUAGAAAUUGAAGUAAAUAUCGAAGAACAAGAAUUAGGUGAACCGGAGAGGCAUAAAGAAGAAGGUGAGAUUCGAGAAUUCUCAGAAAAGCGAACUCGAAGAGAAGAGAAUGAGGAGGAAAAACAAGAACCCGAUAAACAUAAGAGAUAUAAAGAGCGAGAAAAAAUCCUUUCAGAGAUGGAGGGAAAACCUGAGGAAGAUAACUAUCAAAGAAGACAAAAGAUUGAAGCUCAAGAACUGGAUGAAUCAGAGAGAUAUGGAGCACAAGAAAAGAUUCGAGAGCUUAUUAAAGAAGAAGAAGAAGAAGAAGAAGUUGUAGGAGUGGAGAUAAAGUCUAAAGAUGAUAUCAUUAAACAGAUGCAAGAGUUGGAAGAACAAGAAUCAGAUGAAUCAUCAAAAACAUCGGCAGAAGAAGAAAGCAACAUCCAGGAACGGAUGGAAAGGAAAACGUAUCAUACCAAAGAAGAAACAAAAGAAGAGGAUAAAAUAGAAAAAACAAUUAUUACAACUGAGGAUGAUAGCACAGAAGAGUUUAUAGAGACUAAAACACAAGAGCAGUGUCAACCAAAGAGACACGGAGAACAAGACAAGAUACAAGAACUGGUGGAAGCAAAGGCAAGUGAUCACAAAGACAAACCAGAAAUCAUUGAAAUGGAGGAAAGAAAUGGAGAAGAUACCACAACAAAGACAUCUAUGAUUGAAGGGCAAGAACCCGAUGAACCAGAAAGGCAUAAGAAACAAGAAGAUAUUCAAGAAUUAUUUGAAAAGCAAACACCUCGAAAAGAAGAAAAGGCAGAGGAAAUUGAUACAACGGUGACAAGUAAAGAUAUUGGCAUAAGAAAGAUUCAAGAGACUGAAAAACAAGAGCCAGAUGAACAUAAGAAAUGUAAAGAACGAGAAACGACCCUUUUAGAAACGGAGGCAAAAGCCACGGACGAUAGUUCCCAAAAAGUUCAAAAGAUUGAAGCUCAAGAACUGGACGAAUCAAAGAGGCAUGAGGUACAAGAAAAGAUUCAUGAACUUGUUAAAGAAGUGAGUGAUCGCAAAGACGAUAAAGAAGAGGCAGUUGUAGGAAUGGAGAAAAAGACUAAAGAUGAUAUCCUCACAAAUAUGCAAGAGUUUGAAAAACAAGACUCAGAUGAAUCACCAAAACCAUCCAAAGAAGAAAGCAACAUCCAAGAACCAAUAGAAGGGAAAACAUAUCACCACAAAGAAGAAACAGAAGAAGAGAAUAAAAUAGCAAAAACUAUGACUACAACUGUGGAUGAUAGUUCAGAAACGUUUCAACCAAAGAAACCCAGAGAACAAGACAAGAUACAAAAAUUGGCUAAAGCAAAGACAAGUGAUAAAAAAGAAGAACAAGAAAUCAUCAAAAUUGAGGAAAAUAUUGGCGAUGAUAGCACAAAAAAGACACAUAUGAUUGAAGGACAAGGACUAGGUGAAUCAGAAAGGCAUGAGAAACAAGAAGCGAUUCAAGAACUACUACAAAAGCAAACAGAGGAAGAAAGGGAAGAGAAAAUUACUACAAUGGAGACAAAAAAUAAGGAUAUUAACUUAACAAAGAUACAAGAUGCUGAACAGCUAGAACCAGAUGAACAUAAGAGAUACAAAGAACGGGAGAAGAUCCUUUCGAAGACGGAGGCACAAGACGAAAAUGAUAGCUCUCAAAGAAGUCAAAAGAUUGAAUCACGAGAGCUGGAUGAAUCAGAGAGACAUGGGAUACAAGAAAAGAUUCACGAACUUGCUAAACAAGAAGUGAGGGAUUACGAAGAAGAAAAAGAAGAGGCAGUCAUAAGCCACAUCCAAGAACCAAUAAAAAGGAAAACAGAUCAUCGCACAGAAGAAACAAAAGAAGGGGAUAAAAUUGAAAAAACAAUGAUUACAACUCAGGAUGAUAGUUCAAAUGAGUUUCAAGAGUCCAAAAAACAAGAGCUAUAUCAACCAAAGAGACCCAGAGAACAAGACAAGAUACAAGAACUGGUUGAAGCAAAGACAAUUGACCACAAAGGAAAACGAGAAAUCGUUGAAACUGAGGAAAAAAUUGGAGAUGAUAGUACAAAAAAGAUACCUAGGAUUGAAGGGCAAGAAGUAGAUGAAUCAGGAAGGCAUAAAAAACAAGACACGAUUGAAGGAUUAUUAGAAAAGCAAACACCUCGAAAAGAAGAAAAGGAAGAGGAAAUUGCUACAAGGGAGACAAAAAGUAAGGGUAUUAGCCUAAGAACGAUUGAAGAGACUGAAAAACAAGAACAAGAUGAACAUAAGAGAUAUAAAGAACAAGAAAAGAUCCUUCCAGAGAUGGAGACAGGAGCCAAGGAUGAUGGCUCAAGAAGUGAAAAGAUUGAAGCACGAAAAGUGGAAAAACCCGAACAACAAGGGGUACAAGACAAGAUUCAUGAACUUGUUAAAGAAGAAGCGAGGGGUCAAGAAGAAGAAGAAGAGGCAGUUGUAGGAUUGGAAAUAAAGACUAAAGAUGAUAUCCUUAAAAAGAAGCAGGAGAUUGAAGAACAAGAAUCAGAUGAAUCAUCAAAAAUAUCAGAAGAAGAAGAAAGCAACAUUCAAGAACCAAUGGUAAGGAAAACAUAUCAUCAAGAAGAAGAAACAAAAGGGAAUGAUAAAAUUGCAAAAACAAUUACUACAGUUGAGGAUAAUAUCUCAAAACAGUUUCAAGAGACUACAAAACAAGAGCUGUAUCAGCCAAAAAAACCGAGAGAACAAGACAAGACACAAGAACUGGUUAAAGCAAAGACAAGUGACCAUGACGAGGAAAGAGAAAUCGUUGAAAUUAAGGAAAAAAUUGGAGAAGAUACGACAAAAAAGAUAUCUACGAUUGACGGACAAGAGCUAGAUGAAUCAGAAAGGCAUAAGAAACAAGACCCGAUGCAAGAACUAUUGGAAAAUCAAACAACUCGAAGAGAAGAAAAGGAAGCGGAAAUUGUUAAGGCCGUGACUAAAAGUAAAGAUAUUAGCCUAAGAAAGGUUCAAGAGACUGAACAACAAGAACCAGAUGAAGAUAAAGAACGAGAAAAGAUCCUUUCAAAGAUGGAGACAAAAGUCGAGGAUGAUAGCCUUCAAAGAAGUCAAAAGGUUGAGGCACGAGAACAAGAUGAAUCACAUAGACAUAGGGUAGAAGAACCGAUUCAUGAACAAGAAUCAGAUGAAUCAUCAAAAACAUCCAAAGAAGAAAGCAACAUCCAAGAAUCAAUGGAAAGGAAAACAUAUCAUCACAAAGAAGAAACAAAAAAAGAAACACAUAUGAUUGAAGGACAAGAACUAAGUGAAUCUGGAAGGCAUAAGAAACAAGAAGAGAUUCAAGAAUUAUUAGAAAAGCAAACAACUAAAAAAGAAGAAAAAGAAGAGGGAAUUACCAGGACUGAGACAAAAAGUACGGAUGUUAACUCAAGAAAGAUUCAAGAUGUUGAACAACAAGAACCAUAUGAACAAAAGAGAUAUAAAGAACGAGAAAAAGUCCUUUCAGAGAUGAAGAUGGAGACAAAAGUCGAGGAUGAUAGCUCUCAAAGAAAACAAAAGAUUGAACAACGAGAACUGGAUGAAUCAAAGAGACAAGGGGCACAAGAAAAGAUUUGUGAACUUGCUAAAAAAGAAGUGAGGGAUCGUGAAGAAGACAAAGAAGAGGCAGUUGUAGGGUUGGAAAUAAAGACUAAAGAUGAUACCCUUGAAAAGACGCAAGAGAUUGAAGAACACGAAUCAGGUGAAAUGAUGAGAUCUAAAGAAGAAAGCAACAUCCAAGACCCCAUGGAAAGAAAAACACAUUAUCACAAAGAAGAAACAAAAGAAGAGGAUAAAAUGGCGCAAACUAUGAUUGCAACGGAGGAUGAUAGUUCAAAAAAGUUUCAAGAGCAGUAUCGACCAAAGAGACUCAAGGAACAAGACAAGAAAUGGGAAUUGGUUAAAGCAAAAGCAAGUGAUCACAAAGAAGAACGAGAAAUAGUCGAAAUUGAGGAAAAAAUUGAAGAUGAUAGCACACAAAAGACGCCUCAGAUUGAAGGACAAGACCAAGACAAAUCAGAAAGGCACACGAGAAUAGACAAGAUUCAAGAACUAUUGGAAAAACAAGCACCACGAAAAGAAGAAGAAGAGGAGGAAAUUUCAUCAAUGGAGAAAAAAAGUCAGGAUAUGCACCAAAGAAAGGUUCAAGAGACUGGAAAGCAAGAACUAGAUGACCACAAGAUAUAUAAAGAACAAGAAAAGAUCUUUCCAGAGAUGGAGACAAAAGUCGAGGAUGAUAGCCCUCAAAGAAGUCAAAAGAUUGAAGCACGAGAAGUGCAAGAAUCAGAAAGAUAUGUGGUCCAAGACAAGAUUCAAGAUUUUGUUAAAGUGGCGAAUGAUCGAAAAGAAGAAAAGGAAGAGGCAGUCGUAGGAAUGGAGAUUAAGACUCAAGAUGAUAUCCUGGAAAAGAUGCAAGAGUUCGAGGUACAAGAAUCAGACGAAUCAUCAAAAACAUCCAAAGAAGAAAACACCCAAGAACCAAUGAAAAGGAAAACAUAUCACCAAGAAGAAGAAAGAAAAGAGGAUGAUAAAAUGGAGAAAACAACGAUUACAACAGAGGAUGAUAGCUCAAAAGAGAUUCAAAAGCCUAAAAAACAAGAGUUGUAUCAACCAAAAAGAGCCAGAGAACAAGAUAAGAUACAAAAAUUGGCUGAAGCAAAGACAAGUGACCAUAAAGAAGAACGAGAAAGCAUUGAAAUUGAGGAAACAAUUGGAGAUGAUAGCACAAAAAAGAUACCUAAGAUUGAAGGACAAGAACUAGAUGAAUCAGAGAGGCACAAGAAACAAGACGAUAUUCAAGAAUUAUUCAAAAAGCAAACAACUCGAAAAGAAGAAGAGAUAGAAGAAAUUGCAACAACAAAGACAAAACAUAGAGAUAUUAGCCUACGAAAGGUUCAAGAGACGGAACAACAAGAAGCAGAUGGGCAUAUGACACAUAAAAAACGAGAAAAUAUCGUUUCACUGAUGGAGACAAAAGCCAAGGAUGACAGCCCUCAAAGAAGACGAAAGAUUGAAGCACUAGAACUGGAUGAAUCAGAGAGACAUGGGACAAAAUACAAGAUUCAUGAACUUAUUAAAGAAGAAGUGAGGGAACGCGAAGAAGGAAAAGAAGGAGCAAAUGCAGGAAUGGAGAUAAAGACAAAAGAUGGUAUCCUUGCAGAGAUGCAAGAAUUCGAAGAACAAGAAUCAAAUGAAUCAUCCAAAAGAACCAAAGAAGAAUGUGAGAUCCAAAAGCCAAUAGAAAGGAAAACAUAUCACCAAAAAGAAGAAACAAAAGAUGAUGGUAAAAUUCCGAAAACAAUGAUUACAAUAGAGGAUGAUAGUUCAAAAGAGUUUCAAGAGCCUAAAAGACAAGAGCCAAACCAAGCAAAAAGGGGCGGAGAACAAGACAAGAUACAAGAAUUGGUUGAAGCAAAGACAAGUGAUCAUAAAAAAGAACAAGAAAUCAAUGAAAUUGAGGAAACAUUUGGAGAUGAUGGCACAAAAAAGAUACCUAAGAUUGAAGGACAAGAACUAGAUGAAUCAGAGAGGCACAAGAAAGAAGAUGAGAUUCAAGAAUUAUUCAAAAAGCAAAGGACUCAAAAAGAAGAAAAAGAUGUGGAAUUUACGACAAAGACAAAACAUAAGGAUAUUAGCCUAAGAAAGGUUCAAGAAAUUGAACAAAAAGAACCAGAUGAACAUAAGAUAUAUGAAGAACGAGAAAAGAUCCUCUCCGAGGCGGAGACAAAAGUCGAGCUUGAUAGCUCUCAACCACAACAGAAGAUUGAAGCAAGAGAACUGGAUGAAACAGAUAGACAUGGGGUACAAGACAAGAUUCAUGAACUUGUUAAAGAAGAAGCGAGAGAUCAGGAAGAAGAAAAAGAAGAGGCAGAUGCAGGAACGGAGAUAAAGACUACACAUACUAUCCUAAAAAAGAUGCAAGAGUUCGAAGAACAAGAAUCAGAUGAAUCAUCAAAAACAUCCAAAGAAGAAAGCAACAUCGAAGAACCAAUGGAAAAGAAAACAUGUUAUCAAGAAGAAGAAACAAAAGAGGAUGAAAAAAUCGCAAAAACAAUGAUCAUAACCGAGAAAGAUAGCUCAAAUCAGUUUCAAGAGUUGUAUCAACCAAAAAGAUCCCGAGUACAAGACAAGAUACAAGAAUUGGUUGAAGUAAAGACAAGUGAACAAAAAGAACAACGUGAAAUCGUUGAAAUUGUGGAAAAAAUUGGAGAUGUUAUAACAAAAAAAAUACCUAUGAUUGAAGGGCAAGAACAAGACGAAUCAGAAAGGCUGAAGAAACAAGACAAGAUUCAAGAAUUAUUAGAAAAGCAAACAGCUCGAAAAGAAGAAAAGGAAGAGGAAAUAGUUGCAACGAAGAGAAAAAUUAAGGAUACUAGCCUAAGAAAGGUUCAAGAGAAAGAACAACAAGAACCAUAUGAAUAUAACAUAUAUAAAGAACGAGAAAAGACCCUUUCAAAGAAGGAGACAACAGUCGAGUAUGAUGUCACGCAAAGAAGACAAAAGAUUGAACCACGAGAACUAGAUGAAACUGAGAGACAUGGGGCAAAAGACAUGUUUCAUGAACUUGUUAAAGAAGAAAGGUGGGAUCACAAAGAAGAUAAAGAAGAGGCCAUUGCAGGAAUGGAGAUAAAGAGUAAAGAUGAUAUCCUUCAAAAGAUGCAAGAGUUAGAAGAACGACAAACAAAUGAAUCAUCAAAAACAUCCAAAGAAGAAAGCAACAUCGAAGAAUCAAUGGAAAGGAAAACAUAUCAUCAAGAAGAUGAAACAAAAGAAGAUGAUCAAAUUGCAAAAACAAUUAUUACAACUGAGGAUGAUAGCUCAAAACAGGUUCAACAGCCUGAUAAACAAGAGCAGUAUCAACCAAAAAGAUCAAGAGAACAAGACAAAAUAAAAGAAUUUGUUGAAGGAAAGACAAGUGAUCAUAAAGAAGGAUGCGAAUUUGUCAAAGUUGAGGAAAAACAAGGAAUCGAUACUACAAAAAAGGUUCAAAUGAGUCAACGACAAGAAUUAGAUGUAUCGGAGAGGCAAAAGAAACAAGACAAGAUUCAAGAACAAGUGGGAAAACAAGCUCAAGAAGGACAAGAGGAAGAAGAAUCUGCAAAGGUCAAAAUUAAAAUUGGGGAUGUUAGCAUUAGAAAGAUUAAAGAGAAUAGAGAACAAGAACUGGAAGUUGUACAAAAGAGCCAUGGAGAAGAAGAAAAUAUCCAAGCAUCGGCUGAAAUGAAUAUCUCAGAGGUGGAGCCAAAAGAUGACUAUGAUACAAGAAAGGUUCAACAAAUCAAGAAUAUAGAGGGAAAAUUUGACUAUGAUAGAAUAAAACAUAUCCAUGAUAAUGAAGAACAAGAAACAGAUGGGCCGUCAAGGCAUAACAAACAAGACAAUAUUCAGAAACUGCUGGAAAAACAAACAACUCCAGAACGACAAGAUGAAAAGGAAAUUACGAUGGUGGAAGACAAAAAUAGGGAUAUUAGCUUGAGAAAACUUCAAGAAGUUAAAAAGCAAAAACCGAAAGAUGAACAAAGGAGUCACGUGGAAGAAGAAAAUUUUUAUAAAUUGGAAGAAGAUAAAAUAUCAGAGGCAGAGGCAAACAUUGUUGAUGGUAGUUGGGGAAAAGUACAAAGAACUGAAGAUCAAGAAUUGGGUCAACUAGAGAGGCCUGGAGUACAAGAUACCAUGCAUGGACUUAUCGAAGAGGAAGUGAGUGAUCGAGAAGAAGAAAAGGACGAUACAAAUGAAAUAAAGAAAAAAGCUAAAUAUCAUAUCCUAGAAGAGAUACAAGAGCUCGAGGAGAAACAUCUAGAUCAACCAAUGGGAUUUAAGGAAGAAAGCAAAACACAAGAUUUGAUUUUAGGGAAAACAUAUGAUCAAGAACAAGAAGAAAAAGGAAAGGAUAAAACUGCAAAAACUAUGACGACAACCGGGGGUGAUAGUUCAAGAAAGGUUCAAGGUAUUAAAAAACAAGAGUCAUACAGUCCAAAAAAGACCAAAGGACAAGACAAGAUAGAGGAGUCGGGAAAAUCAAAUGAUAAUAAAGAAGAAGUAGAAGGAGGAAAAAUUGUUGAAACAAAUGCAAAAAUUGAGGAUGAUAGCACAAAGAAUAUUCAUGAGAUUGAAGAACAAGAACGAGAUAAACCAAAUAAGCAAUGGAGACAAGAAAAGAUUCAAGAGGUGAAGGAAAAGAAAACAAGUCAAGAGAAGCAUAAGGAAAAGGAAAUUGUGAAGGUUGAAACAAAAAGUGAGGAUAUUAGCUUAAGAAAGCUUCGAGAGAUUUAUGAACAAAAAUCAAAGGAUGGUGAAAAGAGGCAUGAGGAACAUAAAAAUAUUCAAGAAUCCUUGAAAGAGGAAACCCCAGUCGCAGAGACAAAAACUGAGGAUGAAAAACAAGAAUUGCAUAAACCAGAGAGGCAUGGGAAAGAAGACAAGAUGCAUGAACGUGUUGAAGAUGAAGCAAGUGAUCAUGAGAAAGAAAAGGAAUCAAAAAUUGCAGAAGAUAUCUUACGAAUUAUACAAGAUAAUGAAAAACGAAAACCAAAUGAGCCAGAAAUAGACAAGGAGGAAAGCAAAAUCCAAGAGUCUACGGAAAGAACAACUCAUGGUCAAGAAAAAGGAAAACAAGAGGCGAAAUUUGGAGAAAUAAAGAAAAAAUCUUUGGAUGCUGGUCUGAAUAUAAGUGAAGAGAUAGUAAAGGUUAGUACGGAAAUGAGAGAAGCAAUGAAACAACGAGAAGAGAAGCCACAAGAGAAAGGAACAACAAGAAAAGAAGAGGAAAUUACAAAAGAUGACAAUUCAGGAAAGAUUCAAGACACUGAAGCACAAAACUUAAAUCAAUUAGACAGACAAGAGACGAAACGAGAUAAUGUUGAAAACCCGAAGGGAGAUGUAAUAAUCGAUGGAGAAGAUCACAAGGAAAAAGAAUAUACAGAAGUGGUAACAGAAGAUGAGGAUGAAACGUCAAGAAAAGUUGAGAAGUUUGAAGAACGCAAAAAACAAGAAAUCAUUCGACAACUAAUAGAAGAGGAAAUAAGUGAUCGUGGCAAAAAAGAUAUGGAUGAUAAUGGGCGAAUUGCAGAGACUGGAGAACAUGACUUAUAUGAACAGGUAUUGAUUGAAAAGGAAAUGAAAAAAACCAAGGGAGAGGGAGAGGGAGAAGAGGAAGAAGACAACAAGAUUGUAGAGACAACCACAGAAGUUGAGGAUCAUAUUUUGAAAAAGAUUGCAGCGAAUGAUGAUGAUGAACUAGAUGAAAAAGAAAGACGCGUACAAGAAGCCACCAUUAUGCAAAGACCUGCAGAAAACAUAGUAAGUGGCCAUAAAGAGAAAAUAGAAGAAAAAGAACAAGUUGUGGAGACAGAAACACAAACUGGGGACCAUAAGUUAGAAGAGAUUCAAAAGAUUACAGAACAAGAAUUUAAUGAUUCAGAGAAGCACAAGAAACAAAAAAGUAUCCUAAAAGUUAAGGAAGAAGAAAUAAAGGAUAUGAUAAAUGAAAAGGGGCAGGAAAUUGAAGAAGUACAGGCCAGAAUUCGAGGCGAUGGACCAAGAAAAGUUCAAAAGAUUGUUGAAGAAGAAGAAGAAGAUGAUGAUGAUCAAUCAGAAAAAAGUAAGGAACAAAACAAAACCCAAGAACUAGUAGAAGAGAAAAUGAGUAACCAAGAAGAAGAAGAAGAAGACAAGAUGGAGAAUAUCACAGAGAUGGAAACCAAAGCUGAUAACAGUAGCAAAAGAGUUCAAAUGAUCGAAACACAAGAAUCUAAUGAACCAGAACAAUCAAAGGAACAAAAUCUGAUUUGCAAACUGGUGGAAGCAGAAAAAAGUGACAAUGAAGGAAAAGGAAUUCAAGAAACAAAUACAAAAAUUGAGAAUCACAUAUCAAGAGAAGUUCAUGGCACUGGAGAACAAGAAAUAAGCGAACCAGAAAAGGUCAAAACAUUGGUGGAAGAAAAAGCUAGUGAACACAAAGAAGAAGAUCAAUGCAAAACAAAGUACGAGGAUGAUAGCUUGCCAAAAAUUCAAGACACAAACAAACGAGAAUCCAUGGGGCCGAAGAGUCACAUGCAAUGUGACAAAAUUCAAGAAUUAGUGGGCAAGGACAAAAAAGAAGAAGAAAAAGAACAACAACAACAACCAGAAGAAGAAGAAGAAGAAGAAGAAGAAGAGUUAGAAGUAGAAUUUGAAGAAGAAGAAGAAGAGGAGGAGUUAAAAGUAGAAUUUGAAGAAGAAGAAGAAGAGUGGGACGCUGAAGUAAUACAAGAGAGUGACUUGGGUAAAAUUAGGAGGAGGAUCAAAGUGGGUUUUGGAUUAGCUGCAGGAUCAACAAUGUUUGUGUCACUUAUUGUUAUUGUUAUUCGAAUCAUUCGGUCUAAGAGAAAAAAGAAGUCGUUCAUGCUCUAACCAAUGCAACAUGCCAUCUCUUUUUCUAACGUUUUAAGUCCAACAUAUAAAAAAAUAUAAAAGCGGCAACAAGACAACAUCUAUCAACAUUUGAAUAUAUAGUUGAAAUCGGUCAAAAUCUGAAAGAAUAAUCAGUGAUGUCAAAUGGGCAGGUUGGAACCAACCCAACCCAACCCUUUUAUCGGGCAGCCAAUCAACCACAAUACCAAUUUUCUAAGCCAGACUUUGGAUCAUAAUCAUCAUGUACUUAGGCAGAUACUGAAGAUUAAGAGACCUCAGUUUCGAACUACGGUUAGAAACUACUACAGAUUAACAUGGCUGUGUAUCUACACGCCAAUACACAAACUUAUACACAUGCAACAAGAAGGGCACAAGAAAAUUCAGCUCAACAUGUGAGAAAGAAAACUACAGAAAACCCAGUUAUAAUUCAAACCAAAUCGGUAAU